AUGAAGGCAGGAGAUGCUGAAGACUUUGGGGGAGAUGUGGAUGCUAGGGGAGAUGUGGAUGCUGGGGUAGAGGAGGAUGCUGGGGGAGACAAGGAUGCUGGGGGAAGUGAAGAACGUGGGGUAGACGAGGACGCUGGGGGAGAUGUGGGUAUUGGAGGAGAUGAGGAUGCUGGGGGUGAUGAAGAAUCUGGAGUAGAUGAGGAUGCUGGGGGAGAUGUGGGUGCUGGGGGAGAUGUGGAUGCUGGAGGAGAUAUGCUCUGUGCCGAGGGCCACGUGGCCAAGAGCCUGGGCUACGUGGAGCUGGGCACCGCCGGGCUCCUCAAGGACGUGCCCUACGGCAGCCUGAAGCCGCCGGCGCUGGAGCCCGGGCGGCUGCUCCCGGGCGGCGCCGGCACCGCCGCGCUGCCCGUGGCGCCCUGGGACUGGCCCAGCAACCGGACGGCGGGCGGGGGGCCGGGCGCCCGGCGCAAGCCCUCGCUCAAGGCCGCCCGCGCCAAGAAGAUCUUCGGCUGGGGCGACUUCUACGUCAACAUCAAGACGCUCAAGUUCAGCCUGCUGGUGACGGGCAAGAUCGUGGACCACAUCAACGGCACCUUCAGCGUCUACUUCCGCCACAACUCCUCGAGCCUGGGCAACGUCUCGGUGAGCAUCGUGCCGCCCUCCAAGGCCGUGGGCUUCGAGGUGCUGCUGCCCGCCCUGGCGCGCCCGCCGCCCCCGCAGAGCACCCUGCCCCACGGCCGCCCCAAGGCACUCAACUGCCACGUGGAGUACGAGAAGACCAACCGGGCGCGCAAGAACAAGCCCUGCCUUUACGACCCGUCCAAGGUGUGCUUCACGGAGCACAUGCAGAGCCAUGCCGCCUGGCUCUGCGCCAAGCCCUUCAAGGUCAUCUGCAUCUUCAUCUCCUUCCUCAGCAUCGACUACAAGCUGGUGCAGAAGGUCUGCCCAGACUACAACUUCCAGCACGACAACCCCUACUUUGGUUGAAGGUGCCCAUGGGCAGCCGACGCGCGGGGCUGGCAGCAGGUUUCGGGGCACGGCAGGGAGCAGGCGCAUGCAAGGGGUGCAAACACAUGCACGCAGCAGGCUUGGAGCCUUGUGCAUCUCCACGCAUGCACGCGCAGCUGCUCCAUGCAGGUGCAUGCAUGUGUGCCCGUGCUCGCCUCCACAUGCACCGAUGCAUCCGAGUGCAGGAACCCUGUGCAUUCCGGCCGCCCGCGCAUCCCAAAGUGCCGGCCACCCCUCCUUGGCCGGGAGCACUCAGGCCGGGCUGGGGAAGCUGG
Nothoprocta perdicaria is the source of this 1283-nucleotide messenger RNA. RefSeq names its product neurexophilin 4 (gene NXPH4). Lineage: Eukaryota; Metazoa; Chordata; Aves; Tinamiformes; Tinamidae. The record is from RefSeq and is a predicted model, not a curated record. The transcript is spliced from 2 exons. Gene Ontology annotation, molecular function: signaling receptor binding. The coding region runs from base 1 to 987 and encodes 328 amino acids.